UAUGGGAUUCGUUGCACACCGCAAUUUCCUGAUUUCCACUUUGUUUCGCCGCACCCCCUUUUCAUUUCGUCUCUGCAUUGCAUGCUUGCUUUUAGCUUCUGUGCAGGACUUAUUGAAUUGGGAGAUUGAAAAAAAAAGUUUUUUUUUUUUAUUUAUCUUUUGCAAUGUGUUUGUGGGGUUGAGUGUUGUGAACAGUACUGGUCGGAUUGGAGAAGGUUUUGGAGAGUGGCUUCAGGGUUUGCUUGUUAGAGCUUUUGUGUCUAAUGGAGAGCACAAUGAUGUGAUCGCAAGUGUGUUUGGUCACAUUCGUGUGAAAAGGGAGCGAAAAGGAUUUGCCUUUCAGCUGGAUAUUGUUGAUUAAUUAAGCAUCAAGACUUCGUGAUUCCAACUGCCACAUCUGUUGCAAAAUCCUCUGGAUGAAAAAUGGAUGAUGGCCGCCAACAUGAAAACAGCAGGCAUAAGAUGGAUUACUACAGAGGAGCACAUUCCCUGUGGAAUACCGAUUCCCAGCAUCAAGUAAAAGAGCCAAAUGCAUUAGUUAUGAAUAAGAAGAUAAGGUCCAUUAUGGCUGAAAGGCAGGCUGCCAUUCUAGAACUUGAACUAGAGGCUGCUAUAUCCGAAAAGAAUGAAGCCUUGGCUGCUCGAGAUGCAGCCAUUCGGCAAAGAGAUGAAGCAAUUGCUCAGAGAGAUCAUGCUCUUUUGGAACGUGAUAAUGCUCUUGCAGCCCUUCAAAGUCGGAACAAUUCUGUCAACUUCCCAUUUGGCAGCGGAAUUCAUUGUGGAUCAAAACGGAUGCACCAUUCUUCAAACCAUCUAUCUAACAUGACUGAUGCUGCGUACAGCGCAAAGGAUAUGAUUAUAAGGGAUGCCUCUCCAGUGACUGUUAUACCUUCUGAAGCUGUAAAGUCUCAUCAAACAAAGAAAACAAAGGAUAACAAGGUAAUUAAUUCUAAGGCAUCAAAGACACCCUGCAAAGUAAAGAAAAUGGGUGAGGAUUUAAACAGGCAGGCUUCUUCCGAAGGGACAAAGAUCAGAUCUGAAUGGGACAGGCAAGAUGUUGGCCUGAAUUUGGUUGCAUUUGAUGAAACUAUCAUGCCAGUGCCAGUAUGCACAUGUACCGGCGUACCACGUCAGUGCUACAAAUGGGGGAAUGGCGGUUGGCAGUCAUCCUGUUGUACCACGACAUUGUCUAUGUAUCCACUACCACAACUUCCAAACAAGCGUCAUGCCCGCAUUGGAGGACGAAAGAUGAGUGGAAGCGUCUUUACAAGACUUCUCAGUAGGUUGGCAUCAGAAGGCCAUGAUUUAUCUAUACCAUUGGAUCUUAAGGAAUACUGGGCCAGACACGGAACAAAUCGCUACAUCACCAUCAAGUAGGUUGCUGACUCAUUUGUAUCGAGUUGUGUUCCAUUUUAAACCUCUUGCAACAACUGGCCUUUGAUUGAAAUCAUGCCUAGAUAAGCAUGGUAUGCUUGAAUUUUGCAAACACAGUUGAUUUUUCAAUACAAGGCUGUUUUCCCCAUGCUUAUUUUUGGUUACUGAUAUGGCUAGACCCAACUUCCAUCAUUAUGAAUGGGAUAGCUGUAAAGUAUAAUGUAUGUACAUGUGACUUUCUAGUUUCUAGGUGACUAGAAGUAGACCCCCUUGGUUGGUUUCAGCGUUGUCUAUCCAUUAUUAAUACGUUACGUAGGAAACUUUCUCCAUUUUUUUUGGUCUGUGGUUCUUUUGUUAACUAUAAAUUUCAAUGGGGAAAAUUUCCAAUUUCCUUAGGGAUCAAAAGUCUCUAGAGAGACUUUGUCACGAGACACUGUUUAGUUGUUCAGUUUGGCUUUAUUUAUUUAUUUAAUCUUUAGGAAAGAAUUACAACAAUCCCUUACGAGAUAUGGUCACAGAAACAAAACAUAUUAUUGUUUAGGAUUGUGAUGUGUUGGAAUUUAUUUAACUUUGUGUUGCACUAAGGGUGUGCUUAAAGAUUAAU
This is a messenger RNA of Cajanus cajan (pigeon pea), 1978 nucleotides long. Lineage: Eukaryota; Viridiplantae; Streptophyta; Magnoliopsida; Fabales; Fabaceae. The record is from RefSeq and is a predicted model, not a curated record.